This is a messenger RNA of Rotaria sp. Silwood2, 294 nucleotides long. NCBI's taxonomy places the organism in Eukaryota, Metazoa, Rotifera, Eurotatoria, Philodinida, Philodinidae. The record is from the annotation of a GenBank genome assembly.
AUGUAUGAUACAAGUAUUAAUUAUGAUGAUACUCCUUAUAAAUUUCAAUGUAAAGCUUAUUUUACUGGAACACAAUAUUCAGAUUCAUCAAAAUCUUCAUCAAAUUCAAUAACAUUUAUUCUUUUUAUCAAUGGACGUUUAGUUGAUUGUCAACCAUUAACAAAAUCUCUUCAACAAAUGUAUACUGUUUUAAUAAAUAAACAAACAUCACCAUUUGUAUAUCUUUAUUUAAUACUGGAUCCAACAACAUUAGAUGUUAAUAUAUAUCCAACUAAAAAUGAAGUCAGAUUUUGA